Molecule: messenger RNA, 732 nt
Organism: Carya illinoinensis
Lineage: Eukaryota; Viridiplantae; Streptophyta; Magnoliopsida; Fagales; Juglandaceae
Exons: 2
Coding region: 1-732 (243 amino acids)
Molecular function (GO): RNA-DNA hybrid ribonuclease activity; nucleic acid binding
Source: RefSeq, a predicted model, not a curated record
AUGGGGGUGCGUAUCAUCACUGACAAAGGCGAGGAGCACUACGCUAUCAAGCUAGUAUUCAAAACCAUAAAAAACGAGGCAAAGUAUGAGGCACUCUUCCUCGGCAUGACUAUAGCAAAGUCCCUAGGUGCAAAGGAAGUGGAGUUCAAAGCGAAUUCCCAGGUAGUAGUUAACCAGGUGAGGGGCGAAUUCGUGGAAAAUGGCAAAAAAUUGAAAAAGCACCUGGCAUUGAUACAGGGUGAACACACUCACUUUCAAUACUUCCAGAUACAACAAAUCCCAACGAUUGAGAACAACAAGGCAGAUAGGUUGGUGAAGACAGCAUCCAGGCAGGAAGCCGCACCAAUGUCGGAAUCAGCCGUCCACAAGACUAUCGAAGUGCCAGUUGUUGGGGUCGAGCUGCUAGAAGUAGGAUCGGGUGCACGCAAGUGGGUGCAAGAUAUCUUACGAUAUUUGAAUGACAAUAAAUUUCCCGGCAGUAAAGAGGGACCGAGGAAGAAAGAUAAGGCAGGAGCACAGGGCCCUCCCAGACGAUUUCAAAACUCCUCAGAAUUAGAGGAGUCCACCUCGAAAGAGGUCGGGGUCGCCAUUGGCGCCACCGAUGCAGCUAAGAAUGCGCUAGGAAUCAGAUCCACUCCUAUUCAAGCUCCCACCUCUAGUGCCGCAAGGUUGGGGGUCAAGAAUUUGAGGUCUAGUGAAGACAAGUCACCUCCAGGAUUUGACAGCAAGUAA